AUGGUUACGAAUCGGACAUCACGUGUCACAGGCGACGAAAUACGAUCACGAAGAAACUCGCACGGUGCGCUUUCCGAUCCGAACGACACGUACAGCAAGGCGCGACCCAAAGUUCGGCCGCUCAACUCGGCUCGACCAGCCCCGAUUCGAGUUGGCGACCUCAAGACAAUCUUCCUCAACGACUCGCCACGCAGAAGACGCUAG
Molecule: messenger RNA, 204 nt
Organism: Mixia osmundae IAM 14324
Lineage: Eukaryota; Fungi; Basidiomycota; Mixiomycetes; Mixiales; Mixiaceae
Exons: 1
Coding region: 1-204 (67 amino acids)
Source: RefSeq, a predicted model, not a curated record